UUGGGUACAACAGCUAAUGUUUACGAGGUUAUAGAUGUGUAGCCAUUUCACAACACUAGAUGUCACUAUUGAUAUUGUCCCGUGUCCUUCAGGUGUGUCUCCAUUGCGCGUGAAGGCCUAUGAUGAAACAGCUGAAGUUACAGACCUAGAAGUCCAUUUAGAUCAGUGGCUUUUGGUUGACAUCAUGUUAUUAUUUAAACCAGUUUCAAACAUGUUUAGCUGUUUUCCCAGUUAUAGAUUAAGUCUUGUCCUGACUAAGUAGAUAUUUCAAUAGAUAAUCUUCAUUGAACAUGGAUUUUAGUCCAGGACCAGGCUUAUUAAACUGUGCCUGGUAAACGGACCCUAAAUGUCAUAAUUUGCAUGCGUUUUCUAUUAAUGUAGUCACAGGUCUAAUGAUAACCUUUCGUAAGUCCUUUAUUCACUUUCAUUCAAAUGAUACAGAAAGAGACACAAUAUAAUCAUAUCAGCAAUAUAAUGUUAAGCAAUGCACUUUUUAUGUUAUUUUUCUAAGUAAAAUGCCUAAAGAGUCAACAAAUUAGACACAUGAUCAUUUAGCCCACAUUAGUUUGUUGUAACUGUAUAACCCAUGUAUGGUUUCAACCACUGUAAGUAUUAACCAUUAUAAUAAGGUGUAUAGCAUAUAAACAUGUUGUAAUAGGUAUGUCUACUGUAUAGGCGUGGUCGAGGCAGGCUAUAUAAAUCGUGACGCCUCUAGUCUGGCGCUCCUUCCACUCUUCCCCAAUAGGCAAAGGCUGUGUUUGAGUGCGCAACGGCUACCCGAGACGCGCCCGGCAUCUUGAAUAAGAAAGUCGCACUGAGAACCGAAGGAAUAGGCAGGAACGUUUCAGGAGAACAAAUAUUGACUACGUGGACAAGAGAAAGGAAAACGACAUACAGUGCUUUUUACAGAAUUACAGUUGGUGGUGAUUGAAGUUUGAAGACAUGAGGAUUCUACGAGUUGCGCUCCUGCUCGUCCAUGCUUUUGUGGUGUCGAGGUUGGUGAGUGGAGCUGUGGUGGACAGGUAUGAGAAUGAGAGGUCGCAGCACACAGCAGUUAUAAACCUGUUGGAUGUCCUGAGCGACAGAAGGAUGGAGGGAGGGAUGGAGAAGAGUAAGCACGGAGUGGAGGGUCCAGUGUUGGAGGAGGAUGGAAGCGAGGAAGAGGAUGAGGAGUACUAUGAUUACUACCAUGAAGACGACGAAGAUGCAUCAGGGGACUAUGGGGUGGAAUUACCUCGAGUUGCAUUGUCGACUAAACCUAAAGACCCAUCGGCCAUCCUGGAAGCUGAGAGGAGUGAGGGGAAGAGGAGGAGAGGAGGAAAGGGGAGGAAGAAGGGAAAAGGAAAAAAGAGGAACCCUUGUCUGAAGAAGUAUAAGAACUUCUGUAUCCAUGGCAGCUGUCAUUACCUGAGGGACAUCAAAGCUCCAUCAUGCAUAUGUCGUCCCAGUUACUCUGGGGAGCGGUGUCACCUGUUCACGCUGGCUUCAGAGGGGAGGGACGUGGGAGGAUACAGCAGGACCACAGCUCUGGCUGUGGUGGCAGUGGUGUUGUCUUCUCUCUGUCUAACCAUCAUAGGCCUGCUGCUGGUGCUCAGGUUUCACAAGCGAGGAGCGUACGAUGUAGAGAAUGAGGAGAAGGUGAAACUGGGGUCAGCACCCAACCACUGAAGAGCUGGAGAGAAGGGACAGGAUAGGGAAAUUCUACCUCAAAAUAAAAAAGAAGAAGUGGAAAAAAAGCCAAGAGUGAACCCAGAGAGACUUGGAAGGUAUGGAAGAGAAGGGGGACUGGAUGGGCGUGACCUGUACAUAUAGCCCCAUCCCUUUUCACUGAUGGACAGAUGUGAUUGGGUAGCUCAGGAUUCUGAGGUAGUCCCUGCCACCUAUCAGGAGAGAGCCUGCCUAAAACUGGAACUCUGAUUGGCUGGGAGAAAAGACUGAAGUUGUGAUGAGCAUAUGGAAGCUGAGAGGAAAAGGAGGAACGUUUCUGGGCCCGUAUCCACAAAGCAUCUCAGAGAAGGAGCCUUUAGAUCAUAAUGAAUAAGAUUAUAUGGACAGACCUUAGAUCAGCACUCCUUCUCUGAGAUGCUUUGCGGAAACGUCCCUGGACUCAGUGCUGCUUCUUGUUAAAAAGACUACCAGGAGUCUCAGACUGAAAGGACACCAUCUUCUCUUCAUCUGCCAGAAACAGAGAGAACCCUGGUCUUUCUUCAACAGGAGUGUUGUUUUUACCAAUCAACAUUUGUAUUUUCCUGCACAUGUUCGUUCGUUGUCAUUUUCUAGUGUACUGUAAAACUUUAAUUUAUACCAUAUACUUCUCUUUUAAUGUAUUUAUUAAUGUGUUGAUGUUGCUGUAUUUAUGCAGAUAUUUAACUGCUUCGUCCACCCAAGAUGCACUGCCAGUUUGUAAAGAUUAUCUAUAAGGUCAUCAUUGUGUUUUUAUAUUUAAAUGUUAAAGCAUAUUUAUUGAUAAAAAUUUAAGAUAAAAGUAUUUAAAAAAUGUACAGUAAUUUUGGAGAAAUAGACAUUCAAAGUAAGUGUCCUCUUGGUCUCAUAGGGAUACCUGAUUGCUGACUUUGAUGUAUCGGCACUCUGGUUACAGGCUGCUGAGAACACACACCACUGUGCUUGGUUGGUUGAUUGAUUGACUUAUUAAUUGAUUGAUUAAACAGCUCUGUGGUGUAUUCCACCAAUGGA
This is a messenger RNA of Salvelinus sp. IW2-2015, 2694 nucleotides long. It is a transcript of the gene hbegfa, whose product is annotated as heparin-binding EGF-like growth factor a. NCBI's taxonomy places the organism in Eukaryota, Metazoa, Chordata, Actinopteri, Salmoniformes, Salmonidae. Gene Ontology annotation, molecular function: epidermal growth factor receptor binding; growth factor activity. Gene Ontology annotation, biological process: positive regulation of cell population proliferation; epidermal growth factor receptor signaling pathway. The record is from RefSeq and is a predicted model, not a curated record.